GUGAAGUUAACGUGCCGUGCAAGAGGGGUGCCACCGCCCCGCGUGUCGUGGCGCAGAGAAGACGGCCAGCACAUUAUAAUUCGGAAGCCAUUUGCAGGAAGCGCUCUCAACCAAAAGUCUCACGUGUCUUCGCUGGCCGAGUAUCAAGGGGAGGAGCUAACGCUGACCAAGAUCUCCAGGAACGAGAUGGGAGUUUAUCUGUGCAUCGCCAGCAACGGCGUGCCACCAGCGGUCAGCAAACGUAUUUUUAUCAACGUUCAUUUCUCGCCUGUAAUUCAUGUACCUAAUCAACUGGUCGGCGCUCCUCUGGGUACAGACGUGGUCUUGGAAUGUUUUGUCGAGGCUUCGCCCAAGUCCAUUAAUUAUUGGGUCAAGGAUAGCGCGAUGAUAAUAUCCAGUCAGCAACACGACGUGCAGGUGGUGCCGAAGUCGCAGUUCGAGGUGCGGAUGGUCCUGACGAUCCGUAAUCUGCAGAAGCAGGACGUGGGAACGUACAAAUGCGUGGCGAAGAAUUCGCUGGGCGACGUGGAGAGCAGUAUUCGUUUGUACGAGAUCUCGGGACCGUCCAAGACGCAGACGGCGGCCAGGCCGUCCUUCUACGACGAGGAGGACGAGAUCGUUUACGGUUCGGCGGAGAUGGACAAGACGGAGAACAAACUCUUGUCCGUGGACAACGCCAUAAAUGGAGCCGGCUAUCCGUCGUUGGCGAGUCCUGUGCCCACGGUUAGAGUCGGCAAGAAGAGGCCGACCAUCGGCGCAAGUUCCGCGGCGAUUCGCGGUCCGGCUCCUCGUCCUUUGAUCGUGGUCGCGGUGCUGAUGGUCGUUCGUCGGAGAUGCCAGUGAACGACGCGACGAGAGAGGUUUGGAAUAUAUCUGUUAAAUUGAGAACGUAACGGCGACCGGAAACGGUGUGCGGCGCGCGCUUUCUUUCUCGACCGAGUCGAGAUCGUCUUCCCUGAGUGGCUUAUUCUUAAAUCGUAGUUUUAUUAACGGAAACGAAAAGGAGCAACGGCGAGCCAUCGGAGAGCAGCACCGGUAACUGAUUAGGGAUGGAACGAGGCCGGUUAGGGCGAAAAGAAACGCGAGAGGAAAUGAUAGAAGGGCGGGUAGUACGACGAGUCCUAGCAGUGUACAAGGUGUCCCGUGUUAAGUGCGAUACAGUAGAUUAUGCGUUAGGUUGUCCCGAAAGUUCCUUCUGUUUUAUCGACACGUUCAUUGGCACGCUGAUUCGCAUGGAAAUGCGUACGAGACUUAAAUUUUGUCUCGAUACUAUUGGGAAUUAUAGAAUCAAAUAGACCCUGAGAAAUUUACCCUGUGGAGAUUUUGGAAAUUUGGCUACGCCUUUUUUCUUUCUUUUGUUGCCGUUUCUUUCGAAACGGCUCUUUCGAAACAGCUAGCUUCGCCUAAAAUUCCAAUUCCUCCACAAGUGAUUCGUCGCUUUCGCUCUCGAGUUUCGGCGAAUUAUCCUUAACUCUAAACUGAAGAGAAUCUACUGUAUCGAUGAUAGGCGCAAGCUGCUUUUUCGGAAACUUAUGAAAAUCUCGACUCCUUUAUUUUGAAAAAAAAAGCUUGAAGUUUCGUUAUGAUAACGCCCAGAGGAAAACAGCAAGUGGAGAUGUUGUUCGGUUCGUCGAGAGGCUGUAGAAAUCUACGAGGAAUACUAGCCGUCGUUCCGAAAGCAAGAAUUUCGUUAGUCUCCGAGAAAGGAGCUGGCUUUAGGCGAGAAGGGCGUUGCGCGCGCGGCGAUCGAGCGGCCAGGGUUCUUCCAAUGUUUCAGCGGCAAUAAAUUCGCGUGAUGUACAUAACAUAUAUACGCUUGUACACGAACGUACAUAUGUAUUAUACACAUGCAAGCUUGCACGUGUACAUGUGUGUGCAUAUUGACACGUCAGGGUAAUUUAGAUAUUCGUGUAAGUAGAGCUCGUAAGCGAAGCGAUUUUUAAUGUACUGUCGGCAGCUUUUUGUGUGCGAGGCGAACGACGCUCGGCCGGGCUGAGCGUUUCGGCGAAUUCCUUCGAUCGGACCAAGCGACUCAUCCAUGAUCGGAUCGAUCCUUGAUCGGAGACGUGCGAUCCGAGCGCGAUUAUCCUGAUUUUCGUUCGAUCAAGCAUUGGGCUUGUCUGGAAAGUCCGUUUCGAAAGGCCAGGCCGAUUUUUAGUGGGCGGCGAAGGUCUGAAUAUGUCGAAAUUGG
Molecule: messenger RNA, 2191 nt
Organism: Hylaeus volcanicus
Lineage: Eukaryota; Metazoa; Arthropoda; Insecta; Hymenoptera; Colletidae
Product: lachesin-like
Exons: 5
Cellular component (GO): neuron projection
Source: RefSeq, a predicted model, not a curated record